Messenger RNA from Mizuhopecten yessoensis (Yesso scallop), 3334 nucleotides. RefSeq names its product carboxypeptidase N subunit 2-like. Gene Ontology annotation, cellular component: membrane. The coding region runs from base 26 to 2173 and encodes 715 amino acids. The transcript is spliced from 2 exons. Lineage: Eukaryota; Metazoa; Mollusca; Bivalvia; Pectinida; Pectinidae. Gene Ontology annotation, biological process: toll-like receptor signaling pathway; immune response. Gene Ontology annotation, molecular function: protein binding; transmembrane signaling receptor activity. The record is from RefSeq and is a predicted model, not a curated record.
UAGAGCACUGAAUUUAAACAUCCAAAUGUCCAACGACAUGAUUCAACAUUUUGGAAUGCUAUCUCUGCUGUUGGUAUUGUACACUAGUUGUGUACAUUGUGAAACCUUCAAAAAUGUAGACACGUGUCGUCAGAAACUAUGCAGAUGCUUCCCUUCCUCGAAGUCAGUUAACUGCACUGGACGUGACAUGCAGUAUAUUCCAGUUUUACCAACAUACGCAAAAACUGUUUUAUUUACAAAGACAAACUUUUCGAAUAUAACGGGAAAGUUUUUGUCCAAUCUUACUUUGAUUCCUGUGGAAAGCUUACAUUUCAUAGACACUUUGACCAAACUCAUUGACCCGGAUUCAUUUGUAAAUCUUACAAAAAUAUCUACUUUGGAGAUCAGCAGAAAUUAUGAAUUACCGCUAGAUCUUAUAUCUCCCAUUCUAGCAUACACACCUAAGAUACGAACUGUUAAACUGACAUCAAAUCGAUGGACGACCAUUCCGGAAGAUAUGUUUUCGGGAUUACACAACUCUUCAAUCAGCGUAAUUUCUCUUAAAAAUAAUUGGAUCGUGAAUAUAAGUGGAAGACAUUUUUCUGGUUUGCGUUUUCUGCAAAUUUUGGAUUUAUCUAACAAUUUUCUUUCGCAGAUAAAUUUUACAGGAUUCGAAUCUACUUCAAUCUCCACAAUGAACCUUGCCAACAAUCACUUUACUAAAGUACCAUCUUUCUGUGGCCCAACUGCACAGUUGACAGGGAAGUACAAAACUCUAAAAUUACAGCAAAAUUAUAUUCAUGAUCUUGACGGGUCUUCUUUUCAAUGUUUGCAGUUUUUACAUAAUCUUUAUCUUGAUAAGAACUCUGUAAGCUUCAUACGAAGCAACACAUUUGCACAAUUACCAAAACUGGAAAAACUAUCAAUGACGUUUAUCGGCGAUCAUUUACAUACCAUUGAGGGGUAUGCAUUCAACUCCUCAAGUCUUAAAAAAUUGGACAUUGGGAAUAAUCGAUAUAAAUUUGAUAAACUGCCUUGGUUGUAUAGGACAGUGUUCGCUUCACUACCAAACCUCUUGUCGCUUGAUCUUACCGGCAACUUCCUUCCGUCAGACUCGAAAUCUUUAGGAGAAUUGUUUACGAAUUUAAAUAAAUUAGAAAAGCUUAUUUUGGAGAAUACAGCACUAAAAGGACUCCCACGCAACGUCUUCCAAAACAUUCCUAAUUUAGAAUCUUUGAUACUAAUUGGGAACUACAUAAACGGCUGGGACGACGACCCGGAGGUGUUUGGCAAUGUGACGUCACUGCGAAGCCUGUACCUUGACGGAAAUAACAUAAAACUUGUGAAUAAAACGUCUUUCCCAGCGCAUUUCCUGAACUCACUUGACAAAUUAUGUCUAACGAAUAACCCAUACACGUGCACGUGUGAUCUCAAGUGGUUCCUAGACUGGAUAAAAUCUACCAAGCAUACCAUCAUUGUUAACUACCCUCGGAGAUAUGCGUGUAGAUAUCCUCCAGAAAUGAACAACGUGUUGUUGAAAAACUACAACCCUACUACGAAAACAUGUUCACGUAUCGAUUAUCCUUUAAUAAGAAACAUAUGUAUCGCCGUUUUUGUACCCUCAACUAUUAUUCUUAUCGUUGUAUCGGUGGGAUAUAAAUUUCGGUUCCGGUUAAGUUACUGGCUGCACAUACUAGGAAUAAAGAGAGGUGGCUACAAAAGAAUCGAGAGUGAAACUGAUUAUCGUUACGGCGCUUUCGUUAUCUACUCCAUUGUCAACAGGGACUUUGUGUUCAAUCACAUGAUCCCGGAAUUAGAAGACAAAGCUGGAUGUAGACUAUGCAUACAUGAAAGAGACUUUGAGGUAGGCAGGUUCAUUCUGGACAAUAUCACGCAUCAUUUUGAACAUAGCAAGAACAUCAUUCUGGUGUUAUCAACGGCCAUCCUCAACAGUGAAUGGUGUACAUUUGAGCUUUCAUUGACACAGUCCAGAACUGCAAUAGAGGGACCGGGGGUGUUGACAGUAAUACUACUGGAGGAACUAGAUACUGCCAUAUUACCAUCCACCGUACGAGCUAUUCUUGACACGGUCACCUACACCGAAUGGUUCCAGGAGAAAUCAAAACAGAGCAGGAUUUGGGCGAAAAUAGUAACUGCUUUGAAUACGCACAAAGAUGGUGUAGACUUGCUUUGAUACAUAACCUGUGAAUGAUUUUGAUAUAGAAAACACCUGCUUCAGUGACUGUUGUUUGAAACAUAAUUAUAGACAGGUAUAAUCAUUUCACUUUUAUUCAAUAUGCUAUCUAGAUCUGAUUGAUAAAACUGAAUGCAAUUUAAUGUUUAACACUAUUCUUAUAUUCCAUGUGCUAUUAUCAUAUUAUAUUAGAUAGGUUAUGUGUACUUAAAACGCGCUAUGCUGUGUAUCAAUUUAAUAACAAAACGUUCCGAUAUGUUAUAAUUUCGCAUUUAAAUCGUAAAGUCAUAAUACGAAUUUAUUAAUUUUUCGUUUUAAAAUAUCAUAUGUACGUGUAUAUAGAGCAAUUUAGUCCGUCUACAAAUGUACCAUCAAAUAAACCAAUUAUAUUGGGAUGAUGUCAAAUGUCAGAGCCGACAAAAUACUAGUUAGAUCAUUGAUAAUAUUAAGGAAAAAAAAGUUACCAAACUUGAUAUACCUGGACGGAAUCUUGCAAGGCUCUAAGACUUUAUAUAUAAUUUUAUGUAAUGCUGAUGAAUAGGUCUUUCCCCUGUAUAGUGUUGAACCCUGCAUACCCCCAUCCCUCAAUGUAUGAUCAGCGAUAAAAAAAAUAUAUCCUAGUCGAGUGUUCGACAUUCGACAUGUUUGUGCUUACACAUGUACAUUCUCUAUAAGAAACGGGAAAAGAUUAAAAGUAUGUUUGUGUACUUUGAAUGUUUAACAGAUACAUCCUAACCCGAAGGGUGAUGUUUUUAUCGUCUAACUUUAGGUAUUUUUCAAGCAGAAGAAUUUCAAAUAUUCUCUAACGAUUUAACUUUUCCUAUGACUUAAGAUUAUUGUUCAGUUCCAUCACAUUAUGACGUCAAGUCAUUGUUCAUACAUUAUUUAGAAGUGUUUUUAUAAUAUUAUAUUCUGAAGCUUUACCUCGCAUAAUAUAAAGUAUAAAUGUGAACAUUACAAAUGUAAAUAUUAUCUAUACAUUCAUUAAUCUAGAAAAUUACUUAUUAAUGUACAAAUAUAUACUAAGGGGCCCUCUUUCCUGCAUAUGUACAGUUGCUCUUACAUUGUAGUUUCUACCUUACUGAUUUUGUGUUGGUAUACGUGUUCCUGAAUACAAUCUUAUAUUGAAAGUUUUUGAUUUUUGUAAAAUCAGUAACAUAC